Molecule: messenger RNA, 267 nt
Organism: Entrophospora candida
Lineage: Eukaryota; Fungi; Glomeromycota; Glomeromycetes; Entrophosporales; Entrophosporaceae
Source: the annotation of a GenBank genome assembly
AUGGACGAAAAUGAAACAGUUCAAGAAGCUUUAAAGCGUGUUCCUGAGAAUGAAUUUAAUCUUCGAACUUUACGAAUUCGUAAUGCGUAUCAGUUAUCCACUAAUCAUAAAAUUCUACCAAAAGAUAAAUGGGUCAAACCUGAAGAUGAUGUUAGAUAUUUGUCACCACAUGUUGAACAAGUUGCGGCAGAAGAAAGUGAGCGAGAAAUGUUUGAUGCUCUUAAAAUUGUUGGAAAAGAUGGAAAACCAUCUAUUAAUUUUGAAUAA